AUGAGUUAUGGUUACUUAUCGGGCAAGUCAAAACCCACUAGUAAUGAUGAUGAGGAAAGGUUCUCAAUUGAUGCACACAUAAAGUCCUGGUUUUACAGUACAUGUGAUCCUAGUCUUCUCCAAAUUAUUUGUAGUGAUGAUUGUUCUGCUAAAGAUCUUUGGGAUAAACUUCACGAAUUUUUUCGCAACAAUAAGAUGUUCGAAAUGUUACAGCUUCAAGAUCAGUUUCGUAAUACAAAGAAAGGCUCCAACUUCAUCACUGAAUUCUGCCACACUCUCAAGAACCUUGCAGAUGAUCUUAAGGAUGUUGACUCGCCCAUCACCGAUAUUGAACUUGUGAUGCAAAACCUUUGCCAAUUCCCUCCCUCGUACCACAACAUCGUUGAUGUCAUCACAAACACCAAGUCGUUCCCAUCGUUUUUUGAAGCCAAAAACAUGUUGCUCAUACAUGAGUCUCGUGAAGCUUCAUCUAAUUCACUUCUUGACUCCAAUGUGACUCAAAACUCGGCACUUUUCUCAUCCUCCAACAAUUCUGGAAGAUCCAAAAAACGUUGGUCAAAAAAUCGGAACACACAACGGAACUCCACUAAACCUAGAUCUCAUGUUGGACAAACUGAUUUGCAAUGGAAUUUUGUUGGAUUUUUGGGACAUGCUCCAAUUCCUGCUUAUGGUCCCGGACCAACAGCCUCCAUGCAAUAG
This is a messenger RNA of Lactuca sativa (garden lettuce), 699 nucleotides long. NCBI's taxonomy places the organism in Eukaryota, Viridiplantae, Streptophyta, Magnoliopsida, Asterales, Asteraceae. The record is from RefSeq and is a predicted model, not a curated record.